AAAACAGUGUGGAACUUCUGCAGUAAGAUGACAACAGGAGGCUAAAACAUUAAUUCUGGGUAGUGGACUAGUGAUUUUUCUUAAGCAUUAUUUUUUAUGUGUGCUUGUAAGACACAACUCUAGGUUUUUUCUUCUGUAUUUGCUCACUGUUUAAAAUUACUGGUCUGCUUUGAUAUGCCCUUUAACAUUUUUAGUCUGCUGCAGAAGUGGGAGAGGCUUGUCUCCUUGCUCAAAACCUCUUCCUUUAUCAAAAUAUGACUGUUAGAAUGGGAGAGCUUUGUUUUCUCCUGAAAGUUGAAAAUUUAAAUCCUAAUAAAAUAUAUAGCAAAAUUUUUUAACAUCCUAAGUUGCAUUCUGGCUUACUAAAUACUGUCUAAAUUAAUGAGUUAAUUUGAAAAACUUAGGUAAUGCAAAAUGGCUGUGUAAUUUCUUAUUCCUUGUCUUUGGUGUUUUGUACAUUAGAAAGCAAGAUUAUUAAUGAGCAGAAAGACAUUUAUAUAAUUCAGAAUGUCUCAUUGGUGGCAUGCGCAUUCUGACUUUAAAGCUGAGAUGAAAUCAAGUUGAAAUGCUGGAGAAAUCCCUUGGGAGUUUCUUUAUAAUUGCUGCUAUGCUUAAUAUUAGCACUGUGACAGUUCCCCACUCCAUUGGUUCCUUGUUAAUAGGUUAAUCCUGCUCUUUGUAUCCAUGUAUACAACGAUCUUUGAGCAAAAUGGAAUUGUUGCCUUAUUCAGAAUUAGGGAUAUCUGGGUUUAUUGAGGAGCAGUUUCUGAUCAAAGCAAUCUGUAUGACCACUAAAACGAGUUUGUUGUUUUAAAACUACUGCUCUGUGUGGAGUUCAAUUACUGCAUCCCCGCCUUCCCGGGCUGUGGAAGGGGAGGAAGGGAAUUGUUGCAAACCUGUUGCUAUGGCCACGUAGCAGGGGCUGGGCUGCUCGUGUGGCUGGAAUCCUCUGCAUCAGCUGCUGCUCGUUUCAGAGGGCCACUGUUUGCUGCUGCAGCUGAGCACACUGAGGUGGUCCUGUGUACAUGAGAAACAACUUUCCCUCCUUGCAAGCUGAGUUGAGGAAUCACCAGUUGAACUGAGAAGAAAAAAAGGUGAUGAGUCUGCAAGAACUUGACUUGUAGAAUUUAACUGAACUUAGACCAUGAAGUCCAACCUAAUGCAUUGGGUUCCCCCAGUGAGUAGAGAGAGAAUAAUCUCCCAGUUUCCCAAGUGGUACACACCUGAGGCCUGUCUGCAGCUCAAAGAGCACUUCCAUGCCCAGGUCAGGACUGCUUGUCAGCAGAGCACUGCAACAGCUGGGCUGAAAAUAUCCAAAGUGGUUGUGAUAGGAGACCUGCAUGUUGGGAAAACCAGUCUUAUCAACAGAUUUUGUAAAGAUAAUUUUGACCGAGACUACAAGGCAACCAUUGGAGUAGAUUUUGAGAUUGAACGUUUUGAGAUAAUUGGAAUGCCAUAUAACCUCCAGAUAUGGGACACAGCAGGUCAGGAGAAGUUCAAGUGCAUUGCAUCUGCUUACUACCGAGGAGCAGAGGCUAUAAUAACAGUGUUUGAUCUGGCUGAUAUCCAAACUUUGGAUCACACCAAACAGUGGUUAGAAGAUGCAUUGAGGGAGAAUGAGCCAGAUUCCAGCUUCAUCUUUCUGGUUGGAACAAAAAAAGAUUUGGUGUCAGGUGCUGUGUGUGACAGGACAGAGCUCGAUGCCAUCCGCUUUGCCAAGGAGAUGCAGGCAGAGUACUGGUCGGUUUCAGCCAAAACAGGAGAAAAUGUCAAAGAAUUCUUUUCCCGAGUUGCUGCCUUGGCCUUUGAACAGUCCAUGAUAAAGGAGCUGGAGAGCACUCCUGGGCACAGGGCCCAAAUUGGGGCAGGAAAUCUCAUCAAGCUAGAGAAGAAUGUUUUGGAAGUUCCAGAGGACAAUCCUCGAGUCAGCCUGAGUUGCUGCUAAGUGUCAACUGUUUCUGCAAGUGCCACACUUCUCUGCAACAAUGCUCUCUAACCAGAAAUAGUGAGCUUUAAUUUUAGAAAUGAGGGAGGACAAACUUACCCAAACUUUCUUGCUGAGAGUUCCCUUGCUGCAGGCUCCCUGUGCAGGGCGGUACAAUUGUUAUGUAAACCUUUCUCUGUGUAGCUGAAACACAACAUCCUUGUCUUAAUGCAAGAAGACAUUGCCAGUGCCGUGGGCUCACCUGUCUGCCAAAAAGGCUUGUAGUCAAAAAUGAUGUCAUUUUAGUGUGUUAUUUUUGAUAAUUCUCUAGAAAUCUUAGCUAGUGAGGUGACAUUCUCUUGUGGGAGCAGGAAACAAGUGGCAGGUCAGAAUGAAGGGUGGUAUCAAUACAGUUUUGCCUUUUAAAACAAUCGUGUAAAAUAACUCUGAUUGCUUUUAUGCAUUCCAAGUAUUUUAAAACUAUUUGAAAAUAAAUCUUUUAAACUAUCAGGCUUGGAAGUACACAAAUGCAGACUGCAUAGUUUCCACUGUGGUUUCUCCAUCCAGGAAAAAUGUUUAUUACUUUUCAUUCUCCACUUGAGAAUCAGAGCCCAGUAUUAAAUAUUUCCAAGCCUAAAAGAAGUCCAGGUAGGAACUUGGUUGUUUUAACACAGCUGUCUAAUAUUUUGAAAAAUCUUGCCAGAUAAGAAUGCUAUUCUUCUCCAUUCUCUUGAGUAAGAAAGAAUGGUCACACAGGUGCAUAAAAUGGAAAACAUUAUUUCCCUCUAAUUUUUCUAACAGCUCUCUGAACUAUAAUACUUUGUUGUACCUAGCUUAGAAUUCCAUGUUUCUAGUAUUAAUAUCCAGCAUGUCAGGCUUGCUGGCAUUAAAAAAUAUAGAUAAUGCUCUGAAUUUCAUAUUGCAAUUAAUUUAAAUGAAGGAAAACCUGUGAAUAGUUACAAGGUACUGUUUCUUGGGUUAUUUAUUCAAUCAUUGCAGAAUCAGCAGUAUCUUUAAAAAUAAUUGUAACAGGACUCAGAUUUGAGCUGCUGAGAAAUACAGAUAUUUAUCAAUAAAGAAGUGCAUCAAUCUGAAAAUAUUCUGGAUUCUCUGCCAUUUUUCCCACUUUAAGAAAUUGGAAAAAGUGGAAAAAAGAGCUUGAGCAUGCUUUUAUUAUUUUUCCUUUUGACGUAAGUUAGAGCAGCUUCCUAGAAUAUGAUGAAUAGAGAUCUAGGAACUCUGUGUCUUUUUUUAUCAGAUAAUCUUCACUUUGGCAAUUGUGCUGCCUGUUGGCAAGGACACAAAUGUAGCAUUUGGUGGAAAAAAUGAAUCUGUGAGGGUACAAAAGGAGCUCUUUAUCCAAAUAUGUAAUAUUUUGACCUUAUGAUGUUCUGUGCAGUUGUUCAGUUCCAGAGUCUGUUUCAAAGGGAGGUGAAUUUACUCUGUGCUCGUAGCACAGGCUUUGGCUGGGCAGCCAUGGCCUUGUGUGUCCUGAGUGAGAGGGGAGAUGGUUCACUCUGCUGCAGCUGAGCAGGUUAGCUGGGCUUCAGUGCUGACAAGAAAAAAAUGCUUACACUGCAAAAUGACUCAGGAACAAAUCUAAGAAAAUAUCCAUUUCUGGUUGGUUUUUUUGGUUUUUUUUCCCCACCAAGAAAUAUACUUCCUAAGGGUUUCUUCUGUUGCUGAGCUCAAUUAUUGUACAAAGUCACAGACAUGCAAUCUCCUCAACAACAUGCUCAUGUUGCCUGGGAAAUCAACUGGGACAGUUUUUUCCUAGGGAUUCAGCACACUGCAUUGUGUUAUUGCUGUUUUGUAUCCUCUGGAGCUCCAAAAACUUCACAUACAAAUGUAAUACUCUAUCAGUCAUCAGCUAUCAUGGGACAAUAACCUGAGUCUAUUAAAUGAUGGAUGCUUUGACUGGGUGGUUUUUGUUUGGUUGUUUGUUGGGUUUUUUGUUGUAAUUUUUUGUUUGUGUUUGGGGUUUUUUUGCUUGGUUGGUUUUAAGGGUGUUUUUAGCACCACUGAAACCUCCCCUGCAAAGAACUCCACAUUAAUAAUUUAUCAUCUAAAAUGAAUCUUGGAUCAUGUUGCAAAUGAUGAGUUGCUUAGGAAAGCACAAAAGAAACUAACUAUAGAAAAUAGAAAUUUUUAAGUUCUACCUGGCCAAUAUUUUAUUUCUGUAAAUCCAUUCUAUCAGCAUCUUAAUUGACUUUGAAGAAGCUUUAACAUUUUGGGAAACAGUGUUGAAAAAACUUGAACUCUCACUAUAGGUAGAGUAAACCAGGAUUUCUAUACCUGUUGAAAUCCCCCCAGUGAUUAUGGCAACAGUCACAGUUUCAGCUUCUUGUGGAAUUUGCAGGUGAGAAAUUGAAGCAAACUUUGGAGUCAGUCUGAAACAAAGGUACAGAGCAAUUGUAACAAUCCAUUUCCCAAAAGAACUGAAGUUGUGCUGUUUCUUGUCUUUAAUAAGUAAAAGCUAAUGUGUUCAUGGAUUGUGGAUGCAUUUGUGCUGAGCAAACCCACUGGU
Messenger RNA from Zonotrichia leucophrys gambelii, 4451 nucleotides. RefSeq names its product RAB36, member RAS oncogene family (gene RAB36). The transcript has 12 exons. Lineage: Eukaryota; Metazoa; Chordata; Aves; Passeriformes; Passerellidae. Gene Ontology annotation, molecular function: GTPase activity; GTP binding. Gene Ontology annotation, biological process: vesicle-mediated transport. The record is from RefSeq and is a predicted model, not a curated record. Bases 1145 to 1945 code for a protein of 266 amino acids.